GUUCAACAGAAGAGUAAAUAUGCAGGGAAUGGAAUCAAGACGUACAAAUAUAACGCCUUGACGUUCAUCCCACUGAAUCUGUUCGAGCAGUUCAAACGAGCUGCCAACCUGUACUUUCUGGCCCUGCUCAUCUUACAGAUUAUUCCUGAGAUCACCACGUUGCCUUGGUACACCACCUUAGUGCCUUUAGUUCUGGUGCUGGGAAUCACAGCCAUCAAAGACCUGGUGGACGAUCUGGCCCGCCACAGGAUGGACAACGAGAUCAAUAACAGGAAGUGUGAAGUUCUCAUGGAUGGCAGGUUUCAAGUGUCGAAGUGGAUGAAUAUACAUGUCGGUGAUGUGGUUCGUCUGAAGAAAAAUGAUCACAUCCCGGCUGACAUUCUGUUGUUGUCCAGUUCAAAUCCCAACAGUCUUUGUUAUGUUGAAACAGCCGAGCUCGAUGGGGAAACCAACCUGAAGUUUAAAAUGGGUCUGAAAGUGACAGACGAGAGACUGCAGGAGGAGCAACAGCUGGCACAGUUUGAUGCCAUGAUAGUGUGUGAGGAGCCUAACAACCGUCUGGAUAAGUUCACGGGGACCAUGCGUUGGAGAAAAGACCGAUUCCCUCUGGAUCUGGACAAUAUGAUGCUGAGAGGAUGUAGGAUCAGAAACACUGACGAGUGUCACGGACUGGUCAUCUUCGCAGGCGCUGACACUAAAAUCAUGAGGAAUGGGGGCAAGACCAGAUUCAAGAGGACUAAAAUCGAUGAAUUGAUGAACUACAUGGUGUACACUAUCUUUGUAAUCCUGGUCCUGUUGUGUGCUGGCCUGGCCAUCGGAAACACCUUCUGGUAUGAGGAAGUAGGUAGCAAGGCUUGGUAUCUGAAUGACGGUAAAAACCAGACUGCUUCUUACAGAGGUUUCCUCAGCUUCUGGGGGUACAUCAUCGUGCUCAACACCAUGGUUCCCAUCUCCCUCUACGUCAGUGUGGAGGUGAUUCGUUUGGGCCAGUCCAAAUUYAUCAACUGGGACCUUCAGAUGUACUACCAGGAGAAAGACACCCCAGCCAAGGCCCGCACCACCACCCUCAACGAGCAACUGGGUCAGAUCGAAUACAUCUUCUCAGACAAGACCGGUACCCUCACGCAAAACAUCAUGGCCUUCAAGAAGUGCACCAUCGCUGGACGUACCUUUGGUGACCCUGCUAAUGUUGAGGGUGUACCUCUGGAUCGUGGGAAGCCAGUGGACUUUACCUGGAACAAGUACGCAGACAGGAAGUUUGAGUACCUGGAUCAUUCCCUGGUGGCCUGCAUCCGGUCCAAGAAGGACAAAGACACCCUGGAGUUYUUCAAGCUGCUGUCUCUGUGUCACACUGUCAUGGUGGAACAGAAAGAAGAUGAGUUGGUGUACCAGGCAGCCUCUCCUGACGAGGGGGCUCUGGUGACAGCUGCCAGGAACUUUGGUUUUGUGUUCCUGUCCCGUACCCAGGACACCAUCACCAUCAGCGAGAUGGACCAGGAGAUGACCUAYGAGAUGCUGGCCCUGCUCGACUUUAACAGCGACCGUAAACGCAUGUCCAUCAUCCUGAGGUUCCCUGACGGUCGGAUCCGUUUGUAUUGCAAAGGAGCAGACACGGUCAUCUACGAACGCCUCUCUCCUAAAUCCAAACACAAGGAAGUGACCCAGACUGCUCUAGACAUCUUUGCCAACGAGACUCUCCGGACCUUGUGUCUGUGCUACAAGGAUAUCAGUAAGCAGGAGUUUGAYGCCUGGGCUAAGAAGCACAAGGCUGCCAGUGUUACUAUGGGCAACAGGGAGGCUGCUCUAGAUCGAGUGUAUGAACAAAUCGAGAGCAACCUCAUGAUGAUCGGAGCGACUGCCAUCGAGGACAAGCUACAGGACGGGGUUCCUGAGACCAUCGCCAAGCUGGCAAAGGCUGACAUCAAGAUCUGGGUUCUGACUGGAGAUAAGAAAGAAACGGCUGAGAACAUUGGCUAUUCCUGUGAGCUGCUUACCGACGGUAUGCAGAUCCACUAUGGAGAGGAUGUCAAUGAGAAGCUGCGGCUCAGACAGGCGAACAGAAGGGAUCAGCCGCCUGCGUUCGGUCGGACCAGGAAGAAAGUACCRGAUCCGUUCUUCCCUGAGCCUGGCAGGAACGCCCUCGUCAUCACUGGAGGCUGGCUGAACGAGAUCUUAUACGAGAAGAAAAAGAAGCGUCGCCGUUUUCGACUGAAGCGUCUCGGUAAGAGACCUGCCUCCGCCACGCCCCAGGAUGCCGCCCAGCCAAUCGACGACUGGGAGAAGGAGACCCGUCAGGUGGACUUUGUGAACAUGGCGUGCGAGUGCGAAGCGGUCAUCUGCUGUCGUGUCACGCCCAAACAGAAGGCCAACGUGGUCAGCCUGGUGAAGAAGUAUAAGAAGGCCGUGACGCUGUCCAUCGGCGACGGAGCCAACGACGUCAACAUGAUCAAGACUGCAGACAUCGGUGUGGGUAUAUCCGGUCAGGAGGGCAUGCAGGCGGUGAUGUCCAGUGACUAUGCCUUCGCUCAGUUCCGCUACCUGGAGCGUCUCCUGCUGGUCCACGGCCGCUGGUCCUACAUCCGCAUGUGCAAGUUCCUCCGCUUCUUCUUCUUCAAGAACUUUGCCUUCACCCUGGUCCACUUCUGGUACUCCUUCUUCAAUGGGUUCUCAGCUCAGGUUGCCUAUGAAGACUGGUUCAUUACUUUAUACAACGUGAUGUACAGCUCCCUUCCCGUCCUGUUGGUUGGCUUAUUGGAUCAGGACGUGAACGACAAACUGAGUAGAAAGUUCCCCAAGUUAUACCUUCCGGGUCAGCAGGGGGCGCUGUUCAACUACAAGAACUUCUUCAUCAGUCUGUUCCACGGCAUCUUCACCUCUCUGGUGAUCUUCUUCAUCCCGUACGGGGCGUUCCUCCAGACCAUGGGGCAGGACGGAGAGGCACCCUCAGACUACCAGUCCCUCGCUGUGGUCAUGGCUUCCUCUCUCAUCUUCACMGUCAACAUGCAGAUAUCUCUGGAGACGUCAUACUGGACCUUUGUGAACUGCUUCGCCGUCCUCUGCAGUAUAGCCAUAUACUUCGGCAUCAUGUUCGAUAUCCACAGUGCAGGAAUCCACGUCAUCUUCCCGUCAACCUUCACUUUCACCGGAGUGCCUCUAACGCACUCAGACAGCCCUAUCUGUGGCUGACCAUCAUCCUGACUGUGGGGAUCAGCCUGCUUCCUGUCAUCUGUAUUCAGUUCCUCUACAAAACCAUAUGGCCGUCCGUUGGAGACAACGUAAGACCUGCUGUACUACA
Salvelinus sp. IW2-2015 is the source of this 3295-nucleotide messenger RNA. NCBI's taxonomy places the organism in Eukaryota, Metazoa, Chordata, Actinopteri, Salmoniformes, Salmonidae. The record is from RefSeq and is a predicted model, not a curated record.